CCUGCUCGUUGUCCAGCCGUCGUUUGCUCACGAGCAGAAAGAGGAGCGAUCGCGGAUGAAUGCAUUUCGGUAGAUUAUAAAUUGCGCGAAGAAAGCUGACGAACUGAGAAGUGGCUCAUAAGUUUGAACAGUUCAUACCCAUAUCGAUCACACGGUCAAUUUUUGUAUUGUUAUGAACUGUGGCACUUCCAACUAAAGGUGGAAAUGUCGAAACCCAGAGAGUGAAGAAUGAAGAACUGGAAGACAUAUCAAAAAGCUAAAAUGAAUCUGGAGGUGACCCCAACUAACAAAUCAGGGGUCGAUCAGCUUGACUGCCCGAUGAUUGAUGAUUUUCGCAAUCAAGUCUAUUCCACGGUAUACUCCCUAGUUUUUGUGGUGGGCUUAGCAGGAAAUUCUUUUGCUGUAUAUGUGCUGGUGAAGACUUUUAAACAAAGAACAGCUUUCAACAUCUACAUGCUGAACCUAGCAGUGUCAGAUUUGCUGUGUGUAUGCACCUUGCCUUUGAGAGUGAUAUACUACUCCUUCAAAGGAAGAUGGAUCUUUGGGGACUUAAUGUGCAGAGUCACCUCUUACUCUCUCUAUGUUAACCUGUACUGCAGCAUUUACUUCAUGACUGCCAUGAGUUUCACCCGAUUCCUGGCCAUCGUGUUCCCUGUUAAAAAUAUGAAAAUAGUGAAUAUUAAGAAGGCUAAGAUCGUCUGUGCAGUGAUAUGGAUUUUUGUGACAUUGACGAGUGCUCCAUUCCUGAUGUCCGGCUCUCACCAGGUGGAAAACAAAACAAAGUGCUUUGAACCUCCAGCUUCACGAGAUAAAAAUGGCCUAAAAAGCCUGUUGAUCAUGAACUACGUAUCUGUGGUCUUGGGCUUCAUCCUACCCUUCCUCAUCAUCCUUGUUUGUUACACCUUUAUCGUAAGGACUUUAAUGAAAAGCACAGCAGCUAUUCAUAAGAAAAAAGCAUCGCGUCGAAGAGCAGUGCAUCUAAUCAUAAUUGUGCUUGCUGCCUUCCUGAUCAGCUUCAUGCCGUAUCACGUACAACGUACAGUGCAUUUGCACUUCCUGAACCAAGACGUGAAGAGCUGCGAAGACAUAAUUUAUAUGCAGAAGUCAGUUGUAGUCACGCUCUGUCUGGCUGCUGCCAACACCUGCUUUGACCCACUAUUAUACUUCUUCUCAGGUGAAAACUUCAGACGAAGGCUCACAAUUUCUUUCAGCAGAAAAUCAUCUUUGUCAAGCCACCAAAUGUCUAACAAAAGGAAACGCUCGUUGAUGAUUCAAGAAAAUGAGAAGUCCGAUGGAAAUGCUUACAUUCCUGCAGCGUCAAGCAACAGCAACAACAGCAAAAUCUGAAUCCCAUGUUGUACACCUUUGGAACAACCUUUCAAUUUGUAACAUAACUUUUGUUACUAUCACGUUUCUAUUAUGCAAAACAAAUACAAAGCAAGUUUCACUGUUAGGUCCUUAGAUUCAAUCAGAGGAGCAGUCGAAGAGUAUCUCCUUAUUGGUAUCAUUUACAACAAAGACAUAAAGAUACUUUAAAAAGGCAUUGCUUCCCCAAAAACAUUUUAGACAUCAGACAUAAUUUUGCUUAUUUACAAGUGCUGGCGCCGAAGGUAUCUGAAAUGUAAAUGCUGAAGUAGAUUUACCUUUCCUAGGCUGCUGAUUGAUGUUUUAUGAGCCUUCUACAUUCUGAUUAGUAUUAGUUUAAUGACAACUGCUUCAAAAAGUCUGACGGUGAAGAUUCUGCAACUUCCACAGACUCCAUAGCACCACGGAGCUUGCUUACAUUGGAUUGUGUCUAUUUCUAACUUCUGGUCAAUUGAACAACCUCUGAAAGGGGAUAUGGUCUAAUUUGAAUCGCCUCACGUAUAGAUUUUACCAGAUUGUUGGAGCAGAAUGUUGAGCUGGGGCUAGGGAGCACAAGUUUAAGAUGACCAUGCAUCAAAAAAAGGGACAAAAAGGAUUGUUUCCUUAAGAAGAAUGGGCUAUUAGACGUUCUGAAAAAUCUGUGGAGCUCUUUGAAUGAUAACAAGGCUGAAAGGCAAGCAUAAAAUAUCGUCACUUAUUGAGGAGAGACAGUGGAAUUGAAAAGAGAAGACUGUCACCAUAUUGCACUGUUGAGUUCAGCAUCACAGCCAAGCCAGUAUGCAAUUAUUAUUGAAUCACUUUAUCUACUUGUUCAUCAGCAUGCACUGGAAGUGUUUAUGACUUGGGUUUCAUUGAGCCUUGUCUGUUAAUUUACCUCACGCUCAAAAUGUCUGCUGAUAUCUAUACUUGCCACAUGUCCUUCUGUGUGAGAGUGGGUGAACAAGUGAUGCCCACCAUUGCCAGUGAAGGAGAGGGAAUAAAAACAUCUAUGUGCUUCCAGUGAACAAGAAGGAAGUAAUUGAUCACUUUAAUUCUGGUAGAAACAGCUUUUUUCAUUAACAAAUACCUACUUCUGUUUAAAUUUAAAUAUGUACAUAAAUUUGUUUAAGACAAAUGUUCCUAAGCACAAAAGUUAUAGUUGACCAACAUGGUCUCAUUGCAAAACUAAAGGGUGUUCUGGAAAAAUUCUACCAACCUUUCAUGUACAGUAUUUUAUUGAAAUUAAUGCUUUGCAGAGCAAUGAAGUAAAAUUGGCCAAAACAAAAACCUUUGAGGGAAGAAGAUUUGGGAUGUCAUACAAAAUUAUGUAUGCAGUUCAGGUAUGGAGUUAACGUUUCCUCUGGCAGAGGAACUAAGUGCAGAGCCUCAAAAGGAAUUGCCAUGCUAGACAGAGAUGGGGAAAAAUACUUCCGACUUGCAAAUAGUGAAGUUUUAAAACUUGCAUGUCCAGAGGGUUAUGGAGACUCAGUUUCUGAGGAGAUUCAAGGUAGAGAUUUUUAUAUAUAGUACUACGGUACGAAAUUGGCACUGAGUUAAACUGUUGGCUAUAAUCUCAUUGAAUAACAGAACUGGCACUAGGACCAAAUGAUCUACUAUUCCUUACGUAGAGGCAGAUGGUGAUGACAGCUAGGUUAAAUAUUCAAAGCAGUUUCCAUAGUUCAUUGCUGAAGUUUCCAGAUUACAUCUCUGCAAUCCACCUCAAACUAGUUUAUGAAAUUCUGUGUACUUUACAAAUCAAUUAGGACAUUACUCAGGUUGAUUAUAUAAAGCCGGAAACUUUAAUAUAAUUAUUCCUAUAGAUGUAACACCAUUGAAGACUAAAUGCUAAAUAAAACACCAACAGCUAGUGAUAAGAUCACCUUGACAUUAGAGCAAACUAACUUAGAGUUGAUUCAGACUUUGAAAAUGGUGCCUAAGGACCCAUGAAAUUCUCUCUCAAAUAGUUUUGGACAGCUUUGCUUCAGUGUAAUUCACUCAAUAUCAAUAUGUAUUGAAGUUCUAAGAAUAUUUACAAUGAAAAUGCACUGACUUCUAAAUGUAUAGCAGAUUAACAUGUUGCACUUCGAUAUUGGUAUUCAUAAUUCUACACAUCACAUCAUGAGUAAUUUCAAAAAAAUGACAGCUGCAAAGAAAUAACUGAAGAACAUUAUGCCUUUAUAUUCUGUAUAAUAGGAUUCUAACAUCCUAUUAAAUGUCAUUGCCAAUAAGGUUAAAAUUAACCCAGUUAUUUCUGGAAAACGAUUGUUGGCCAGAACUGCAGAAUUCACAAUGGGUUAAAUGUCAUAAUUAAUGAACUUUGGUUGUUUCUUACAAGAAAUUGACCUGUGUCCCACACAGCGAUACUCCUGCAAGGAGACAGAUAAAUAAAAACAUGGGUAAAAGAAUGUCAGGUCAAUUUGAUUAAGAGAGAAAAACACAGAACUUAUAACCUAGUAUUUUUAAAUCAAUUUUACAUCAAUUGAAAAAUACUAGAAGGUAAGCACAAAAAUGUAAAAUAUAUGUACAUUAGUGAAUUAGUUAUCAAAAUAAUUUUGAAACAAUACCUUGUAAUUUUGUCUUACUGAUUUAUGAUAUCUCACAUCAUUAGAAUUGCACAAUAUAAUGUCAUUAAACAGAAAGCAAGCUUUCUUAUUAAUCAGUUUUUAUAAAGUUUUUCUGAGCAAUGAAAAAAUAA
Molecule: messenger RNA, 4039 nt
Organism: Hypanus sabinus (Atlantic stingray)
Lineage: Eukaryota; Metazoa; Chordata; Chondrichthyes; Myliobatiformes; Dasyatidae
Product: cysteinyl leukotriene receptor 1-like
Exons: 3
Coding region: 229-1347 (372 amino acids)
Biological process (GO): G protein-coupled receptor signaling pathway
Cellular component (GO): plasma membrane
Molecular function (GO): leukotriene receptor activity
Source: RefSeq, a predicted model, not a curated record